CGAGGUUUAAAUGUUAAGCACCAUAGAAAACUGGUCCUGCUUAGUAGCAGAGUAAACAUUGUAGAAAUCAGAAAUUCUUUUAUUUUUACUGCGAGUUUGUAUGAUUUCUUAUCAACAACAGCCGUUAUAGACCUUUGUUUGGGUUGGAGUGGAACUAUUUGAAACAUUGUUAGUAUUGUGUUGUUGAUUCAUAGUCAAGUAAAAUAUUUGGUUAAAAGUGUUACCUGGAGAAAACAUCUUCAAUGAGGAACAAAGACGAUGCAUGAAUCGAUUCAUCGAAAACAGAGCCCACAGCAUGCUAAUAUACAGCGCUCCAAUAGGCUAAAUGGGGAGGGCAAAUACCAGUCACAGGUCAGUGUGUCCAGUCACAAACCAUCCUCGAAACACAAGGCAGGAGUCAUCCAUCAGGAGGGUGGUAAGCUAGUUGCCACUGUCGCACCCACCACACUGCCUCAUCUUAGCCACCAGAAAGAUCACCAUCAUAGCCACCACAAACAUGGUCACCAUGACAACGAUUCCAAUACAUUGCCACAGCUGAACAAGUCGCAACCCGAAUCAGUCACGCGGCAAAACUCCUUCUCCACCACCGCCACGCCCGAUCGCACAAAACGCGAUCAAUAUGGCAACAAGCUUCCUAUGUCUCCAUCAGAGGCCCUAAAGCUGUACAGGAACAAGCUUACGGCCUUUGAGCAGACAGAAAUCCUUGACUACCCUGAGAUUUGGUUCUUGGGUUUGGAAGCGAAGAAGAUAGAGGGCGUUCCGGGCGGUGCGCAGAAUAAUGGAUACGAUGAUGAAAAUGGGUCUUACAUCAAGGUCAUGCAUGACCACAUGGUGUAUCGCUAUGAGAUCCUGGAAGUCCUGGGCAAGGGGUCAUUUGGUCAAGUGGUCAAAUGUUAUGAUCACAAGACUGACCAAAUGGUAGCAAUCAAAAUCAUACGAAACAAGAAAAGGUUCCACCACCAGGCGUUGGUGGAAGUGAAGAUCCUGGAUGCUCUGAGGCGUAAAGACAAGGACAACCAGUUUAACAUCAUACACAUGGGGGAGUACUUCUGCUUCCGUAAUCACUUGUGUAUCACCUUCGAGCUCAUGGGGAUGAAUCUGUAUGAGCUGAUUAAGAAGAAUAACUUCCAAGGUUUCAGUAUAGCACUGAUACGCCGAUUUGCCUUCUCCCUACUACAGUGUCUCAAGUUGCUGCAGAGGGACCGUAUAAUCCACUGUGAUUUAAAACCAGAAAAUAUUUUAUUACGGCAGAGAGGUCAAAGUUCAAUAAAGGUCAUAGACUUUGGGUCAAGUUGUUAUGAACAUCAAAGAGUAUACACCUACAUUCAGAGUAGAUUCUACCGCUCCCCUGAAGUGAUCCUUGGCUACCCCUACUCCAUGCCUAUAGACAUGUGGAGUUUUGGCUGUAUCCUGGCAGAGCUAUACACUGGUUACCCACUUUUCCCAGGGGAAAAUGAGGUGGAACAACUUGCCUGUAUAAUGGAGGUGUUAGGGUUACCUCCGUCACAAGUCUUGGACCAGGCCACCAGGAGGAGACUGUUCUUUGACUCCAAGUGCAAUCCACGGUGCAUCACCAACAGUAAGGGUAAGAAAAGACGUGUGGGCUCUAAGGACCUGCAGCAGGCAGUCAAGACCAGUGAUGCUAACUUCUUGGACUUCAUCCGGAGAUGUCUAGAGUGGGACCCCAGUAUAAGACUAACACCAGAGGAGGCUCUUCAACAUGAGUGGAUCAAAGAAGGACUGGUUCAUCGGCGUGGACGAGAGUCUAACCGUAACCAGAAGUCCACACAUCGAACAUCUCCAGCUGUGUCUGAAUCCACUAAUGCUUCGGAGGCUUACAAGCCUGAUCCUUAUAAGGUUCCAGCACAACCCCCUGUCAAAGAACGUCAAAAGAGCGGGGAGAACUGGAAGGUGAAUCUAAAGGAGAGAAAGAGUGCCAAAGUACGAGAACGUGUUCCUCCGGUGGGAGCAUCAGCUGAACAAAAACAUGAGGAAGUCGCUCGAGGCCCGAAUUACUUUACAGCUCCUAGUGCUAAGUCGGUCACCAAAAGUGCUCGCAAACCCGCAGUCAACACGUCCGACACCGAUACCGGAGGUCAAGUGGUCACUGAGGAGGUGGUCAAACUCAAUCUCAGUCAGCAGCUACAGAAACAAGACAGCGGAUUGGCUGAUGAUUCUUCGUCCAAUAAAUUCUUGCCACCCAUUGGGAAAUAAUUUUAAAAACAAGCUCACAUUGUAUGUGUUUAAACUGAAGGAAAUGUUUCAUAUCCUAAUGACAUUUUAUGUUCUGCAAACUGUCAUUAUAUAUAAAAAAGAUAUAAUUUCACCCCGAGUUUAUUUAGAGAUGAUUUGUACGAAUGAUCUUAUUGAAACUGUGGACUACCACAGUUGAAAAGGCAUAAUUGUAUUAAAAUGUAAUUGCUUUUUAUGGUUUUGAAGUUUUUUAAGGAUUUUGAAGCUUAAUCCAUUUGUUUAGAACAUUAUAUGAGCAGGGAAAUACAAUAUUUCAACUUGUGAUAUGUUCUAAGUUUCACCAUUAUUAAACGUAUACAUUUUAUACCAGUCCCGCCCACGACAUCACAGCAGUCUAGAGUAUUAUAUAUCGAUAUCAUUUUGCAGUGCAAGAGGCUGGCCAAUUAGUUUUAUAUAUAGCGCAAACACUAGCUAAUAACACUGGACAAUCUUUGGAUGACAAUCAUAUUUUUACCACAUUUGUUGUAUUUAAGGUACACUCAUGAAUGUUUUAUUAUGUUAGAAGAUCAUAUGUACAUGUUUUUGAAUGUUCAACAGUUAUAUGUAUAUAUAUUCAAGGUUUUAUGAUUAUUUUUCUUCGCAUAUAUUGUGCAUAUUUAAAAAUAACAGGGAACAUGUUUAUAUUUGACAUACCUAACAUAGUAAAUAUUCAAAUACAUUACUGUAUUCUAAGAAAAAUUGUUUUACUUUCAAAGUAAAUAUUCAAAUACAUUACUGUAUUCUAAGAAAAAUUGUUUUACUUUCAAAACAAGUUUGAUGCAGUGCUAGUCCACCAUGCAUCUGUUUAAAUUGUUGUCCAUGGUCUGUCUGUUGUCUGUAUCAGAAACCCUUGUUAUCGCUGUCUCUCAAGUCCUUCAUCAAGCUUUCUCAUAUUUCAUUGGGUUGUUUCUUCUUGUCCCUAGUUGUGCAUUUUGAAUUUUGAGGUUGAUCAGAAAACAAAAUGGCUGACAGUUGAAGUUUGGUUAUUGCUAUUUCUCAAAUCUCUUCCCUUUAUCUCUGUUAUAUAGUUAUGCAUAUUGAAUAUGGAGGCUGAUCGAAAAACAAAAUGGCUGACAAGUGGCUAUUUAAAAUUUUUGACUGUUUAAUUUUGAUUACUAUUGAUCAGAUCAUUUGAAUUUGGAAGUUGAUCAUUAUCUCUCAGAAAGUUCAUGGAUCUUUCUCAAAUUUCAUAUUAAAAGGAAAAGAGGAAAAAGGAGAAAGUAGAGAAAAGAUCAGUCUGCCAUAGAUUGGAUAAUGAUCAUUCAGGGACGAGUGCCAAGAUCCCUCUGGGAUCUGUUAUCAAAUCAAAUACCAUAUUCAAACCUAUAAGCACACCAGCCCCUAUAUAAACUUUUUCUUUUCUGGGAAAGAUAAUUAAGCUCCUUAAUAAGGUACUUGAUUCAUUGAUCUGCAAAUUUAUUACAGUAUUUGUAUGUGAGACUUAAUUCUAAAGAAAUUGAAUAAAAAAAAAAAAAAAAAAUCAAAGUUUGGUUUGGAAAGAUUUCCUGUUACUGUAUAUGAUGUCUUUUUAAUUGCAUCCCUGUUUUCAUUAGCAUAUAGUGCAUUUAUCAGGUGGCAUAUGAUGUUAUUUUAAAGGUAUAUUAUUGUCAUUUUGUUUUUGCUAGCUAUUUUGUAUUGUUACCCAUUAAAUUCUGUGAUAGCUUUGUUAAUUCUGUUGGUUUUUAAUCUAAAGUGAUCUAUUUUAGUAAUGAGCAUGUUGUGAUUAUCUGUUAUCUCUGUAAGAAGCUGUAUUCUAAAUUACUUUUGUUUUAAGAGUAUACUACCUGUUAAAGGUAAUAUAACUUAAUGAAUUAAUGAUAAUUUGAAAUUCUAAUUACAUAAGUUUUUAUAGCUAUAUAGCCAUCUAAAAAUGGAUCACAAAUCCUUAUACUUGGUUAUUGGGUUUUCAGCAACCAGCCAAUAUCUGUCUCAACUCCCUGAGGAGGAUACAGCCGGAGCUGCCAUUUUGGCUCCUACAUUUGUAUAGCUUACACACAACACUUCAUGCCCUGCCAUACCUCACACUUCUUUACAGCCAACUGGAGCACAAUGGAUUAUCUUGUUAAAGGAUCUCAUUAUGGAACUACUACCACAGUGAUUCCAAAUACAAAGUUUUACUCUUUAAUUUAACAAAAGUUACUACAGGUAAUGUAUGUGUAAAACAGUGAGCCCAACACAGUGGUUCUAGUGAUGGCCCAAUUUUAUAUUGGCUCUCCAAUAAAAAAUUGGACCUUCAAUAAACCACCAUGUUGGACUCGCUGUUUUACAUACACCAAAUACAUUACCUGGAUUAAUUUUUUGUGGGACCUCUUGUAUACACCUGAAUCCAUGGCUGGUUCACUUAGAUUUCUGCAAUAUACUACCUAUCUAGGACAUAGUAUCUACACUCCUACCCCAUCU
Molecule: messenger RNA, 4632 nt
Organism: Pecten maximus
Lineage: Eukaryota; Metazoa; Mollusca; Bivalvia; Pectinida; Pectinidae
Product: dual specificity tyrosine-phosphorylation-regulated kinase 4-like
Exons: 13
Coding region: 259-2214 (651 amino acids)
Biological process (GO): peptidyl-threonine phosphorylation; peptidyl-serine phosphorylation
Cellular component (GO): nucleus
Molecular function (GO): protein serine/threonine/tyrosine kinase activity; protein serine/threonine kinase activity; ATP binding
Source: RefSeq, a predicted model, not a curated record